This is a messenger RNA of Salvia splendens (bonfire salvia), 1377 nucleotides long. Its product is annotated as protein IQ-DOMAIN 25. Lineage: Eukaryota; Viridiplantae; Streptophyta; Magnoliopsida; Lamiales; Lamiaceae. The record is from RefSeq and is a predicted model, not a curated record. Bases 36 to 1205 code for a protein of 389 amino acids. The transcript is spliced from 3 exons. Gene Ontology annotation, molecular function: protein binding.
UUCACUCUUCCUCUCUCUCUCUCUAAAACUGCUCCAUGCUUCACCCUUCACUCAUCUCCAACACAAUGGGCAAAGCUAUCAAAUGGUUUAGAGGUAUGUGGGGCUUGAAUAAGCCCGACCCGAACGGCGGCCCGCCCCCGAAGAAGAGAUGGAGCUUUCCCAAGGGAAAACUCCGUCGUCGAUCCCAUGCAAUCGACGACGAAGCGACGAGUAGGCAGGCAGUCGCCGUGGCCGCUGCCACCGCCGCCAUAGCCGAGGCUGCCGUGGCCGCGGUGGCCCACCUCACCAGCGCCGCCGCGUAUGGUCCACAGAACGGCGCCGUUUGGGAGGAGCGGGCGGCCGUUGUGAUUCAAUCUCAUUUCCGUGGCUAUCUCUCGAGAAGAGCUCUACGGGCGCUCAAGGCGUUGGUUAAGCUCCAAGCACUCGUUAGAGGCCACUUUAUGCGUAAGCAUAAUGCUGAAACGUUACGACAGCUUCAGGCACUUAUGCGCGCCCAAGCCAGAGCACGGGCUGGCCGACUCUCCACUGAGGAGAGCACCAAGCCCUCCCACUUCAACCACACUGAGAAGGCGGAUCACGCGACGCAUGAAUCCCCUGCCCGCGCCAAAAUGCAGAGGAACAACACCAACCUCAUGUAUGAUCCAGACAAGUCGCCCUCGCCCUGGAUGGAGAGGAGGAAAGGCGAGAAGGCGAAGGCGCCAUGGGACUUCACUAGGAUCGCCCGUGUGGAUGAGGAGAAAGGCGACAAGGUUCUAGAAGUUGACACGGGGAGGGCAAGCACGAGCCCUACAGGCAGAGCCAUCAUCCACUCCUCUCACCCGAGCCACAUAUCCGACCAGCACACCACAUGGUUAAGUCCGUCCCUAAGCCCUCUCACGGUAGGCCUAAAUGCCAACGGAAGCCCCUUCUACACGGCCAACAACAGCCCGGCCUACUCAUCAUCGGUGGAAGGGGGGAGCUCCAAGAGGGGGCUGUUCGCGCCUGCCAAGAGCAGCCUGAGCAAUUGCACGGAGCAUCCGAGCUACAUGGCUUACACAGAGUCCUCGAAGGCAAAGGCAAGGUCUCUCAGUGCACCGAAGCAGAGGCCUCGGUCGGAGAGGUCUAGCUCCCAGUGGGAGAGAUCGAAAUCGGUGAAUAGGCAUAGAGAUGGGCAGAAGGUGCAGUUGAGUAAUGUGUAUCCGGGGUCGGGGCGUCUGGACCGGUAAGGGAUGCCGGAGAGGGACAUUUCAGGGUUUAGUGGUGGGCUUCGGCACAGGUACUAAGCUAACUACAUUUGUUUUGGAUGUUGGUCAUGUAAAUUGUGGAUAAUAAGAGAGAAGAGAAGUAUGUAUUUUUGCAAAUAUUGUGUGGGUGAAUGGUGAAUUUCAUGUUAUGUUA